Arachis ipaensis is the source of this 535-nucleotide messenger RNA. The record is from RefSeq and is a predicted model, not a curated record. Lineage: Eukaryota; Viridiplantae; Streptophyta; Magnoliopsida; Fabales; Fabaceae.
AAAAUUGGAUACAACGAGGUUAUCUACACUGUUGAUCUCAAGAAAGGAGAGGUCACCAAAGGGCCAUACGAGGGAGGAAAGCCUGAUGCAACAUUUUCAUUUAAGGAUGAGGACUUUGUUAAGGUCGCUUUAGGGAAGAUGAAUCCACAGCUUGCAUUCAUGAGGGGCGCGAUGAAGAUUAAGGGAAGUUUGAGCGCUGCGCAGAAAUUCACUCCGGAUAUCUUCCCGAAGCCUGCCAAGAUGUGAGAAGCUGCUUGAAUCAUCAUUUGGAAGCAAUAAAAGAAUAUAGAUAGCAUCAAAAUCUGAAAACUAUGUCUCUAGUUCAAUGCAUGGAUCAUCAUUCCUAAGGUUAUAACAGGUGUUCCAUGAGUGUAAUAGAGUUAUGAACUCUGAAGGAUAUUUACAUAAGCUUUUUUGUUUUCUACCGUAUUCAAAUUCCAAAUUAGUUCCAUCAUUUUCAUUCUUUUCACUGUUAUUAAGUAUAAAUAAUUGGAUCAAUGCACCUCUAGUUAAUUCUUGUUUUCUCGGUAUUUUU